This is a messenger RNA of Microcebus murinus (gray mouse lemur), 1114 nucleotides long. Lineage: Eukaryota; Metazoa; Chordata; Mammalia; Primates; Cheirogaleidae. The record is from RefSeq and is a predicted model, not a curated record.
GGGAAGCAGAAGUGCAGAUCACCCCAGGAGAAGGGGUUGUGAUGGUGGCCAGGAUAGGUGUGACAGCAACAGGAGGCUGGUACACAGCCGUCACCCAGGCCCAGAAACGGGUAUGUGUGGGGCUGGCGGCCCGGGGUUGUGGGCAGAAGGGAACCAGGCAGCUCUGCCCCAAGGAGCACCUGCUGCAGCGGGGACAGUGCCUGCCCAGCUCCGCCCCUGCCAGCGUGGAGAAACGCCCUCCUGUAGGCGCCAGCAAGGGCCGUGGGAACUCAGGAGGCAAGACCAACCUCAGCCACAACACUGGGGGUCACUGGGAGCGUCUGGAGGAGGCCAAUCUGAGGGACAGUGGAGAGACUGAGCUUGGAAAGCAAGUGUGGCGGGCAGCAGGGGCUGGCGCCAGACCUCGGAGUGGAACAAACAGCAUGGCCAACAGGAGGCUACUGCACCUGUCCCAGCAACGCCAGCCACGUGGACAGCCAGCCCGCCAGCAGGUGAAACCCGGGACGUGGUGGGCGAGGGAAGAGGGAAGACCCAGAGUGAGGUGGCUGCACCGUGCCCUGAGCACUCCCUACUUGGCCAUGAGGCCACGAGAGCAACCACGUGUGCAGCUGGGGCCUGGGCCGGCCACAUGCAGAGGGAGGUCGGCGUCCUGGGCUGCAGCAAAGCCAAUCGCCCAAGGGGAUCCGCCCCCCAGCUUUGGACGUAACAGAUACAGGCAAAGGCUCCUUUGCUGCACGCCCCGCUCAGACCCCAAGCAGGAAGGAGAGGCCACGCCGUCUGAGGGCACCACCACCGAGGGCUCCGCCUGCCGGCAGCACGUCCCGACUCGAGUGAGGCGCCAACCCCGACAGCCCACAACGCGCCGAGAGCCGCCACCACCCUGGCAACAACCCGGUAACCACCUAUUCACUCAUUCCUGCGACGCCACAAAGGAGACACUGCUCCAGGCCCCGCCUGAGCCUUCUGCAGGGAGGGGAGGUCCCGGGGAGGUCCCUGGGAGGCAGCGGAGGGACACGGAAUCAGUCACCAGCCACGUGUGCUGGUGCGAAAGAGACCUGCGGGCCGCCACGUCUUCCCUCCCUCCUCUCCGAGCUAAAGCGUGAGACCCAUUCUU